AUGAAAAAGAAGGGGACUGAGGAGAACCAAGUGCCUACCACGGGGAAAGAUCCGAUGGAACAGUCUGAAGAAACAAUAGAAAAUGAUCAAAAGAUAGUUUCAGAUAGUUCACAACUUAAGGCAAAUAUUCUUGGCACUACACUAACACCCCCGGUCCCUUCUCCUCAAAGGAAACUAGGAUUAGGAGUUCCUAAGGCGGCAUCUAUUAUCCUUCAGCUAGCGGACCGAUCACUGAAACACCCCUACAAAAUAGUCAAAGACAUGCUCAUCAAUGCGGGGAAGUUUAUUUUUCCAGCUGACUUCAUCAUCCUCAACAUAGAAGAGGCAAAUCAUAUGCCAAUAAUCUUGGGACGACCAUUUUUGUCUACAAGUCGAGCCUUGCUAGAUUUUGAUGCUAAUGAGAUAAUCUUGAGGAUAGAGGAUAAGCAACAGAGCUUCACUAUGAAGAAUGCAAUCAAGCAAUCAUCUUACUUUGAGUAUUGCCAACGAGUUGAUCAUUGGAAGAGCUACAAAGGCAGGCCAAAUGAAGGUGAAAUUAUUGGUAAGGACAGUAAUGAAAACUUGAUUUUGUGGAGGAUGAAAGAUGAAAUAAGGAAGUGCAAUUAG
Messenger RNA from Olea europaea var. sylvestris, 606 nucleotides. RefSeq lists its product as uncharacterized. NCBI's taxonomy places the organism in Eukaryota, Viridiplantae, Streptophyta, Magnoliopsida, Lamiales, Oleaceae. The transcript is spliced from 2 exons. The record is from RefSeq and is a predicted model, not a curated record. The coding region runs from base 1 to 606 and encodes 201 amino acids.